UGGCCAACUGUGUCCGGUGACGGAAAAAUAAACAGCUUUCCGGUGCCUACGGUGAACUUAUCGAGGACGGUGGACCCAUUGUAACUCGGACGACUAGUCACCUGGUUUCAUCUGAACUAUCAACUUUGUUCCCAACACCGCCAUCAACAUGACUGCUGCUGUGAGAGGCUCUGCAAGAGGGCCUAUUCGAAGCGCUGGCGAUGGCAUGGAAACUGAAAAACCGCCCGCUAUCCUCGAGGUUAUCACAGAUACACUACCACCAGGACCAUCUGCUGUUCCCCUUGUGAAGGCAUCUAGCCCUAAGCACAGCCCAAAAUCUAGCUUUCCUGCUCCCCCUGAGCCUCUCGGAGUGCUCCACCUGGGAAAAGUGAGUCGAGAGGCCUGCACAGAGGUGGAGGCAGUGAGGAUCAUCGUCCCACGUGCAGCUAUCAGCCGGCGCAUCAGAACAGGACCUGCUCAGGGCAAAGGGGAGGUGGGGCAACAGGCUGAGGAGCAUGGCCCUCCCCCGCGGCCUCUUGUGGAUGACUGGAGAAAACAGAUGGAGAAGCUGCAGAACUCUGAACGCAGGCUACUGCAGGACAAGGAAGGCCUUUCCAAUCAGCUCCGUGUGAUGACAGAGGUGAACCGUGAGCUGAAGAAACUUCUGGUUGCCUCGGUGGGUGAUGACCUACAGUACCACUUUGAGCGUCUGUCACGGGAAAAGAAUCAGAUGAUCCUGGAGAAUGAGGCUCUGGGUCGAUGUCAUGCACACACCGCAGAGCAGCUGGAGCGAAUGAGUAUCCAGUGUGAUGUUUGGAGGAGUAAAUUCCUGGCUAGCAGAGUCAUGGCAGAUGAGCUGACCAAUGCCAGAGCCACUCUGCAGAGGCAGACCAGAGAGGCACAAGGAGCCAUUCAGGACCUGUUGUUGGAGAGAGAAGACUUCUCCAGAAACAUGGUGCUCACUCACAGAUCUCUGGAGCAGCUCCUAGUGUCACUGCAGUGGGGACGACAGCAGACAUACUACCCCAGUGCACAGCCCCUUAGCACAGGAGAGCUGGCAGCAUCCAAUCACAAGCUAGCAGACGCCAUCAACUCCCACCUGCUGGGCAACAACACCACCACCACAACCACCAGCAGCAGCAGCAGCAGCAGCAGCGUGGUGAAGAGCAGCAGUGCAGCCGCGGAGCAGCUUUGCAACACUCCGGCUGAGAAGAUGGCUGAGAAGGUGCUGAAGAGUUUAGAUCCAAUUUCCUGUACAGAAAACCAGGUUGACCCCCCGCUUUGUGACUUACCCUCUGGUUUCCUGAGCAAUAAGAAGAGCAUCGGCAGGUUUCACCCCUACACUCGCUAUGAGAACAUUACCUUUAACUGCUGCGAGCGUUGCACUGGAGACAUUAUGGUGCUGUAGAGGACAUGGAGAAACAGCAAAAUGUCCCAAUGGGACAGAGAUGCAGCCUCAAAGCUCAUUUCAAAUGACUGAGAUCUUAACAGGACUGUACUCUAGAGAACAUGUUUGCCUUGCAUUGGCUGAGUGGCUUUAUUUGACACCAGAGGUUUAGCUGCUGCAGCAAACCUUUUUUCUAUCGGUGUGAGUCCUUUGCUACACAUAUCAUUGUCCUUUAAACAACCUGCUGUUGUUUUGCUCUCUUUAACUUGGAAAAUGUUUUUUUUAAUUUAUUUUUUCAGGGGUCAUGAUGUGAAACUGAUGAUGUAUGCAUUUCAGAGCCAUUGCAUCCUGGUUUAAACUAUUGAGUGGUAUUUAUUGCUAGGAUGUGAGGUCGAGAUGAGUCAGUGUUACAUGGUGAACAGACACUGUUAGGGUGUCUGCUUAUCCAAACUUGAACAUUAUACUAGUAUGUUUUAAAUUGUAUUUACCCAUUACUGUAAUGAAUGAAUGUGCAAUAGAGCAAACCAGGCAUCUUGUUGUGGUAAAACCUUUGGGUAAGCUAACAAACUGUAAAUUAGCUAAUUGAAGUCAAACAUUUGUACCUUUCAAAUAAAAAAAGUGAUGAUGCCUCUUACACUGAAGGGGUGGCCCAAAUUUUGCAGUUUGCCAUGCCAUUAUAUUUUUUUCAAAUAUAUUAUAAAUAUAUAUUUUGUAUAAUGCAUGUUGCAAAGGCAUUUGAAUAUAUAUUCAUUGACGGUACUAAAAUAGACUUAUUGUAGAUGUGUGUCCAAUUAUUAGCAAAGAGUUUGACUUUUGUUUGUUGCAACAACAAAAUAAUUAUUUAGAAAGUCCAUUAACAUCUUUAACAAAAAUGAUUGUCAAAUUGUUUUCAUUGAAUCAUGGCAUAGUUGGGUGAUUUAUUUUGAAAUGCAUUUUUAAAAAACUGAUUUAAAGACUGUUUUCUGUUGCUUUGGAAUACGCUAUUAUGAAAUGAAUGAUAGUAACAUACUGCACAUGCCUUUUUGACAUUUUUUCUCAAACCAAGCUGUAUAACACUUUGGUUUAUUUCAUUUCUAUUGAACAGUUUGCAUUGAUAUUGAGUGUAUACUUUACAGUGAAAUAACACCAGAAAACAUCUAUACAUCUCUUUUUCAUUUUACAGAUCAGAUGAAAAUAAAGACCAAAGAUGUUUGUA
This is a messenger RNA of Eleginops maclovinus (Patagonian blennie), 2561 nucleotides long. RefSeq names its product basic leucine zipper nuclear factor 1 (gene blzf1). Lineage: Eukaryota; Metazoa; Chordata; Actinopteri; Perciformes; Eleginopidae. Gene Ontology annotation, biological process: Golgi organization; Golgi to plasma membrane protein transport. The coding region runs from base 149 to 1387 and encodes 412 amino acids. Gene Ontology annotation, cellular component: Golgi membrane. The transcript is spliced from 7 exons. The record is from RefSeq and is a predicted model, not a curated record.